AGGUGCCGCGCGCCCGCCCGCCCGCAGCUCGCCGCGCGUCGGGGGAGCCCGGCAGCCCUCGCGCCCCGCGCCCCGCGCCCCGCUCUCCAACCCGCGCCUGCUCCCGCCGCCGCGCCUGCGGCAGGCCGCGGGCCGCCCCCCGCUGUGGACUGGGCAGCAGCGCGGCCGCGGAGCCGGGCAGGGCUGGGGACAGCGCCUUUUGUCCCUGGAGGUUCCUGGAAGUUUGCGGCGGGACGCGUGCGGGGAGAGCGCGGAGGGAGCCCCGACGUCGCGGUCGCUAGUGCGCGGAGCCAGCAUGGGCAGCGGGCGCGGCCACGGGGGCCGCCGCUGGGCCGCCCUGGGCGUGCUGCUGGCGCUGGCCGCCGGGCUCCUGGCCGCGAGCUCGGCCAGCGAGUACGACUACGUGAGCUUCCAGUCGGACAUCGGCUCGUACCAGAGCGGGCGCUUCUACACCAAGCCGCCGCAGUGUGUGGACAUCCCAGUGGACCUGCGCCUGUGCCACAACGUGGGCUACAAGAAGAUGGUGCUGCCCAACCUGCUGGAGCACGAGACCAUGGCCGAGGUGAAGCAGCAGGCCAGCAGCUGGGUGCCCCUGCUCAACAAGAACUGCCACAUUGGCACCCAGGUCUUCCUCUGCUCCCUCUUCGCGCCUGUCUGCCUCGACCGGCCCAUCUACCCGUGCCGCUGGCUCUGCGAGGCCGUGCGCGACUCGUGCGAGCCGGUCAUGCAGUUCUUCGGUUUCUACUGGCCCGAGAUGCUCAAGUGUGACAAGUUCCCCGAGGGGGACGUCUGCAUAGCCAUGACCCCGCCCAAUGCCACCGAAGCCUCCAAGCCCCAAGGCACAACGGUGUGUCCUCCGUGUGACAACGAGUUGAAAUCUGAAGCCAUAAUUGAACAUCUUUGUGCGAGCGAGUUUGCACUGAGGAUGAAAAUCAAAGAAGUGAAAAAAGAAAAUGGUGACAAAAAGAUUGUCCCCAAGAAGAAGAAGCCCCUGAAGUUGGGGCCCAUCAAGAAGAAGGAAUUGAAGAAGCUCGUCCUGUACCUGAAGAAUGGGGCAGACUGCCCCUGCCACCAACUGGACAACCUCAGCCACCACUUCCUCAUCAUGGGCCGGAAGGUGAAGAGCCAGUACCUGCUGACGGCAAUCCACAAGUGGGACAAGAAAAACAAGGAGUUCAAAAACUUCAUGAAGAAAAUGAAAAAUCACGAAUGUCCCACUUUCCAGUCUGUCUUUAAGUGAUUCUCAUGGGGCAGGGUGGGGAGGGAGCCUUGGGUUGGGUGAGGGGUCGGGGCUGAACAGAUCACCCUGAACCAGGGCCUACACACUCACUGCUCCCCUGUUGGUGAAGUACGCUGUCAUCCAUUGCCUUAUUCCUGCAGCACCCCUCUCCCCCCCUCCAUAGCCAUGCUCCAGAACCCAGUAUAGCCAAUAUUUAAAGCCGCACGCCCAGGUAAGGAAAACCGUUUAGCUUAGGAAGCUCUUUAAGAUUUACAGUGUGGAACAAAAGCACAUUGCUAAGUAAAAGGAGGUGCAAAAACUUCAACCAGAGACACAGUCACUAAGUAAGAACAUAUUGCUAGUAAAAAGGGGGGCUUGGGCAAAAAAGUGAGAGACAGCAGCAAAAAACUCAGUUCUGCAACUUUCUUUGUGUGAUUACAUCAGCUGCAUCUACACCUUUGAAAGUGGAAAGUUCUAACUUGGUUAAUGCCAGAUCAUUUUCUCUUUCUACCAGCUUUAGAUGGUAACAGACACACGUCAUGUUUACAAAGUGAGAUCAAUUCCAGAAAGUAGUAGGUGCAGGAAGAAAAAGCACAAGUACAGGAUAAAACUGUGAAAACUAAGGCAACUUGUGACUGUCCUUUGAUGUGAUUCUCAGGCCCCAGGAGGUGCAGGUAGCGCUGCCUCAGCGUGUGAUGGAAUCUCUGGACAUGUGUGGGGUGCCACGUGCCUCCUCUGUGUGAGGGAAAGGAAACUGUGGGCUCCAAACCCAAGCCAUGAAAGAGACAAUGAUUUUCAGACUGAGAAGGCAAGUGGUUAGUGGUUUUCAAAGAACAUAGUUAAAGGAGAAAAAGGAAAAAAUUUACAACAGUGCAGGAAAUUGCUAGUCAGGGGAAUUGUAAUUGGGUGAAGAGCUUAGUAUUCUAAUUUCAUCUGUUCAUUUCACAUUGUUUUUAGUGAACAACAACAGAAACCCCUACUUUGAAAUGUCUUUUAGAAAACUCUACAUCGGGCAUUGGAAAGGGGUUCUAAGACCACUUGGGGCUAUUUUGGAGCAAUGUGACACUCUACUUGGCUUUUUCGGAGGGAAGUGGAUUGGCGAUCCUGCUUCCUGAGGAGUUCUGGGUUGCCUGAGACCCAACACCACACCUGUCGAAAUUCACAAUGCUCCCCCUUCUUUUCUCUCCUGAAGAGGUGGAUUCCUUUAAACUUGACUGCCCAUAGAUCAAAGAAAAUCAGAACAGCCUGCUUGCCUUUCCUCCUGUACUUAAAAAAAUUUUUUUUUUCUUCUGCACAGGAACAGUAAGGCUACAAAUGUCCCCAUCCAAGGAGAGAGUUUCAAAGGCAGUUUUGCAGUUUUUUCCUGAAUGCUCUAAGUUAUUUCUCAAAGCCCUUGUGUUUAAUAAGUGACGUACAUAAACUUGUUCACUUAUGCACCUCUAUUCGUCUUGUUCAACGUGUAGGAAGUAAUGCUAAAAAAAUCACUGUUAUCCAUAACCCCCACCUCCCCAGCCUGAUUCUUAAUUCUCUUUAACAUCUUGUGGACUUUAAUGAUUGUCCCUCUGAGCGAAUGUUUAUACCCAGUGCGACUGCAGUGAGGCUGGAACAUGCCCCCAUCCCCUGCCAGUGACCCUGGCCUGACACAGAAACGGUGGAAGCUUCUGUUAACUUCCAAAGACUCCAGUCUCAAAAUCAGCCUGCCAACUUCAUUACCUACCUGAGGGUUGUCCUGCUUUAAUUAACAUCUCACAAUCAGUGAUUCCAUCAUUUUGACAAUUUUAUUUGGUUCUCGUUGACUGUUACUCAAAAAAUUUUUGGGGAAUCUUACGUGAUUUGCUAUAAUUUUGGAUGAUUUAAAAAGUGUGUACAUAUAUAUUAGUUAAUUAGAAAUAUUCGUUCCUAUUGUCAACUGAAAUUCAGAGCCAUUUCCUGAGCGCGAGGGUCUCAGACUUAGUUUUGGUUGAUUAACUCAAGAGUUCAGUGCUCUAUGUAUCUGCUUGUUUUGACAGAGUGAGUCAGAGAGGAAGGCCCUCUGUCCAAGCAGGGCCUCAGGAGGAGUAUUUAUGAGGGGUAUUAGCUGUUACUGUAGGCAGACUAUCGAAAAAUAGAGGUGGCCAUGCUAUGCAACUAUCUACAUGGGAAUUCUCAGGUGGGAAGCACAUUUUCAGAAAGAAUUCAAAAUAAAGUAGAAAUGUGAAUUGCAGCGACUGGUCUUAUCCCAACUACAGAGUCCCUGGACUUUGAGCUCCACUGUGGACUUGAGACCAACACUAGCAUUGUCCACAACAUAUCAGUGAUUUCAGGGUGCCAAGGGAGGCUAUGGGCCUAAAGCUGCAUUUUUAAAACUCUUUGUUGUUCUCAACAAAGGAUAUAAGAAAACCAAUGUGCAGACUCAUUGGCUUGGUCAUUGGUUUCAAAAGAGGAGGUCUGUAUGUGAUUCGGGAAUUAUUACUAGUGCAAAGGUAGGAUUUGUAAAGAUUUAAAAUAAUCAUUCUGGGAGACUCCUGAGAGGUUACUGGCAGAACUCAUAUAACUCUUUGAAGAGCAUUAGAAAUUACCUUAGAAGAGUGAGGUGGGAGUUCCAAGAACACUUUUUUUUUUUUUUUUUUUUUACAGUACCCUGUGUCACACUUGGCUCUUGGUGUCUGUGAAUUAGCACCAAGGUCUCCCUCAAGCAGAAUCCAAUCCAAGCACCAAUUUUCAUUUGGAUCCAUAAUCCUGGAAAUCCCUCUGCCCAAAGCUACCAUCUGUUUUUCUCAUCAGACUGCAAGUAACCGGUUGCUUGUAACUUCCUAGAUGUGGUGGCUCAUAUGAUCUGUUCUAGAAUGCAUCCUAGGCAGCUCCCAUGGACUCGUGUACUGGCCCUUUGACCUGUCACCAGCAGAUACAGAGGACACAGACGAAACUCAUUUCCCCUAGCUCCUCCAUGUAGCUCUCUUCUUUUAGAGUCUAAAUCUUUUACAAAAGCUUUGAAUACUGUGAAAAUGUUUUACAUUCCAUUUCAUUUGUUUUUUUUUAACUGCAUUUUACCAGAUGUUUUGAUGUUAUCACUUAUGUUAAUAGUAAUUCCCGUAUGUGUUCAUUUUAUUUUCAUGCUUUUUCUGCCAUGUAUCAAUAUUCAUUUGACUAAAAUCACUCAAUUAAUCAAUGAUAAUGUGAGUU
Molecule: messenger RNA, 4381 nt
Organism: Talpa occidentalis (Iberian mole)
Lineage: Eukaryota; Metazoa; Chordata; Mammalia; Eulipotyphla; Talpidae
Gene: SFRP1
Product: secreted frizzled related protein 1
Exons: 3
Coding region: 296-1240 (314 amino acids)
Biological process (GO): negative regulation of canonical Wnt signaling pathway; non-canonical Wnt signaling pathway; canonical Wnt signaling pathway
Molecular function (GO): Wnt-protein binding
Source: RefSeq, a predicted model, not a curated record